AUGUCGUUUCCGGUCUACGCGGAUACCUACCAGAUUUCUGGGAGGAAUUAUCGGAGGAAUCCGUUUUCCGGAGCAGCCCCGGUCCAACCUCCAAUCGGCAAUGGCGACACGGCCGACCUGUACGAAGACGACGCCGAUGAGGACGAGCUCCUCGAUUGUCUCCCUGCUAUCCCCAAAAUUGGCGCGCCCGACGAGCUGGAAGAAGCUGAAGACGCUGCGGGACCAGCUGCAUACCAGGCUCCGGCUCAGCCCGAACCCAUGCCAUCAUCCUCCGUACAACCGCCAAUAGCAGCCAUGGCACCGCCGCCGGGUUUUGAAAAGAAAGUCGUCACGGCGACCAAGAAGGAAAAGCAGCAAAAGCCAGAAAAGCCAAAGCAGCCAGCUUCUGAAGCUCAACCAGCCGAAGCUGCCGUUGCUGACGUAUGGAUUCGCUGUGAAGAGGAUGUGAGAAUCGAGCAGUCGGGCCAGAAAUUUAGGGCUAGGCUUGAAGUAGCUUCCGCUUUCCACGGCCGCCUGAUCGGUUUCCGGGGAACGAUCCUGAAAGAAAUGGAGGCCAGCACGAGGUGUCGCAUUCGGAUCCCGAACAAGAAUGAGGGCAGUGAUUUGAUUGACAUUUCUUCGACCGUCGGAAUUGAGAGUGUACAGCGUUGCUUGGAUCGAAUUGACAUCAUCGUGAUCAAGGCACGCAAAGAGUCACGUCCCACCCACUUCCUGGCGCUGCCGAUGAAUACACCGGAAAUCCUCGAAGGCUACGAUUAUUUUAAGAGGACCGUCAAGGCGAUGCCGGAAAUUUCGGACGUAUGCAAGGACGAGAAGCUCUACAUGAUUCCCGCCAAGCUCCACCUGACUCUCGCCGUUGUGCGCCUAUUUACAAAAGACGAAAAGGCCCAAGCAGCUGCCGCGUUGGCAAUGGCUGGCGAGAGGAUUAGAAAACUAUACGGCCGCACCACGCUGAAAGUGAGCAUCGCUGGGCUGCAGAUCAUGAACGACGACCCGACGCAGGUCAACGUGCUCUACGCCGGGGUUCGGGGCGAAAAGGUGCAAGAGGUGGCGAAUCUGGUGCGUGACGUCUUCGUCGAGCAGGGCCUUUGCGAGCCCGACAAAUCGGACGUGAAGCUGCACAUGACGCUGAUGAAUAGCCGGUACUUGGCCGAGGAAACCAACUCGAGACGCACAAACUUUGACGCGAAGGCCCUUCUCGAUGAGAUGAGCGAUUUCUGGUUCGGGGACGUCACCUCGGAUAAAAUUCACCUCUGCGCAAUGUCAACGGUCGGCGCCGACGGUUUUUACGAGAGCAUCGAAACGCUGAGCAUUGCU
Molecule: messenger RNA, 1317 nt
Organism: Mesorhabditis spiculigera
Lineage: Eukaryota; Metazoa; Nematoda; Chromadorea; Rhabditida; Rhabditidae
Source: the annotation of a GenBank genome assembly